Physella acuta is the source of this 513-nucleotide messenger RNA. Its product is annotated as keratin, type I cytoskeletal 10. The record is from RefSeq and is a predicted model, not a curated record. Lineage: Eukaryota; Metazoa; Mollusca; Gastropoda; Physidae.
UGCCAGCCUGGCAGAGAGGGCUGAUAUAAAUAGACUUGUGUACAGAGUACACUGACAUUUCCACACGAAAGAUUUCUACGCUUCACUUGACUACCACACCUGUCUAGUACCUGAAGAAGCCUUUCUUUCAAGAUGGCGUCUAAAAAAUCCCAGGAUGUGAAGAAAAAACCUGAAAAGAAAAAACCUGACAAGAAGAAGAAAAAGGAGUCUGAUGAUGGUGAUGAUGCAGGCGGUGACGAUGGAGGCGGUGAUGACGCAGGUGGUGAUGAUGGUGCUGGAGACUAUGGCGGUGAUGACAGUGGAGGCGGUGAUGGUGGCGACUACAGUGGUGGUGUAGACUACAGCGGUGGUGGAGACAACUACAGCGGCGGCCAUGACAGCCACGGGCAUCAUCAUACAAGUGGGGGGUGCCAUGAUACUGGGGGCUCAAGCAAUGACUACAGCGGCGGAGGUUAUGAUGGGGGUGGGAGCAGUGGCUGCCACUGGGGUGACAACAUCCCUGACACCAACUAG